Messenger RNA from Corythoichthys intestinalis (scribbled pipefish), 1859 nucleotides. RefSeq lists its product as uncharacterized. Bases 96 to 1481 code for a protein of 461 amino acids. The transcript is spliced from 7 exons. NCBI's taxonomy places the organism in Eukaryota, Metazoa, Chordata, Actinopteri, Syngnathiformes, Syngnathidae. The record is from RefSeq and is a predicted model, not a curated record.
UUUGUCUUUUGCCAACAAGUCAGACUGUUGCUGUUAGUGCUGCUUUGCAACCUCAAAGACGACAUAAAGGUGUCCAGACAACAUCCGGGCCCCUCAUGAUGACUGUGGGUACCCAAACCUGCGUUGUUCACUCAGAGCUGAAUGUUACCAUCGACAGCUGGGACUCGGAUGAAGAAAUGUUGGUGUGCGAGGCUGAUUCUGAGUAUGACCUACCCACCGCACCUUCUGACUGCGAGUCCAGCGAGUCCGAUUGUCCUGAUAUGGCUGCGGCCGACCCUGCGCCAGUUCCCAGCCGGGUAUAUCUAAUCUACUGGGUCGCCCUCAUUCAGCUCAUUAGCCAGUGGGUCAGUUGUCCUGCGUGUGCCUGCAAGACGGUCAACUGGGUCCCUUCUGAGGUCGGUACCAUGUUGGUGCUGGCCUUGAAGUGCGCUGAGCCUGGAUGUGGUCACACCGGAACAUGGAACUCCCAACCAUAUGUCGGCAGAAUUGCUGCUGGAAACAUAUUUCUUUCUGCAGCCAUUUUAUUUGCUGGUGCAACUGUGGGCAAAGUUCUGCGUGUGUUAUCUCACAUGGGUGUAGCUGUUUACUCCACUCGGUCGUACUUUCGCCAUCAAGAACGCUACCUUCACCAAGCCAUCAAAAGCGUGUGGCGAGAGCGGCAAAUCUGGCUGUUGAGCCAUCUACAAGCUGAGGGAGAGGAAAUUGUUUGUGGUGGCGACGGACGAGCUGACUCACCCGGUCACAGUGCAAAAUACGAGACUUACACGAUGAUGGAACUGCGGAAGCUAACCAUCUUGGAUGUGCAGAUUGUGCAGAGUAACGAGGUAGGAGGUAGCUACCACAUGGAGCCCGAAGGACUGGUUCGGUCACUGCGUGUGCACGAGGAGUUGGGAACUCUGGUGACAGAUCGACAUGUGACUGUCAACAAGCUCGUCCGAGAACAGUUCCCACACAUUGAGCAUCUUUUUGACAUCUGGCAUAUUGGCAAAGGUUUGAAGAAAAAGUUGCAGAACCUCUCUAAGCUGCGUGGAUGUGAAGCCCUAAAACCCUGGAUUGGCAGUAUCAUCAACCAUUUAUAUUGGUCCGUGGCGUCAACGCGACCUGGGGACCCCAGACUCGUCCUCGACAAGUGGGAGUCAGUACUGAGCCAUGUUCAGAAUGAUCACUCGGGCUUCAAAGGCAGUUUCCCCAGGUGCAGCCAUGGUCCUUUGGAAGGUCGGGAACGGAAAAAGCCUUGGCUCACGCCUCACACCAAGUUGACCAAUGAGCUGGAGAAGCUGAUCUGUGGCUCCAAACUGUUGGCUGACAUUCGCCGGCUGUCUCCAGUCUACCAGACUUCCCACCUGGAAGCCUUCCACAGUCUGGUGAACCAUUUUACACCCAAAAUGUUCGCCUUUUCUUACGAGGGGAUGCUCAGCAGGACGAUUGUGGCUGCUCUUCACUUCAAUGAAAAUGCCCAUCGAGCCCACAGCUUAACCUGAGACGGAGUGGGGAUUUAUAGCAUCCACUUUCCAAAAUCAAAACAAGGCGGCCAUGUUGUGCGCAAAGUUUUGGAGAACCCUACAUUUGAUUAUGUUAGCGAGCUGAUGUCGGCGGUGGAGAGGCUUGUGCAGGACGCGAGUGAUGUAGAGCCGGAUGAAUUGGAGGCGAUACCGGCUGUGCCCGAGGCCGGGAGGUUAUCCCUCAGCAGCAGCUUUCAGCGACCUGACAAAGAACAGGCGGUCCGGGAUCAUGUCACACGUUUUAAUGUGCCAUGAUUGAACCUUUAAUUUUGUAUAAUUGUGUUCCCCAGUUCUUUCGUUGUCAUCUUUUGAAAAUGUGAGCUAGUUUUUUGAAUUUAUAAGGUAUCAUCGGUUCGA